Vombatus ursinus (common wombat) is the source of this 10393-nucleotide messenger RNA. It is a transcript of the gene ARHGAP32, whose product is annotated as Rho GTPase activating protein 32. NCBI's taxonomy places the organism in Eukaryota, Metazoa, Chordata, Mammalia, Diprotodontia, Vombatidae. Gene Ontology annotation, molecular function: protein binding; phosphatidylinositol phosphate binding; GTPase activator activity. The coding region runs from base 78 to 6377 and encodes 2099 amino acids. The transcript is spliced from 23 exons. Gene Ontology annotation, biological process: small GTPase-mediated signal transduction. Gene Ontology annotation, cellular component: Golgi apparatus; actin cytoskeleton; nucleoplasm. The record is from RefSeq and is a predicted model, not a curated record.
ACAUGCAAAUACAGUAUAGAUGAACAAAGGCGUUGCUUUUCCUGGCUAUAGACUAGAAGGUUUAAAUUUUCUCAAGGAUGGAAACAGAAAGUGAGAAUAGUACUUCUGGAGAUGACAGUGUCUUUUGGUUGGAUUCAGAGGUGAUCCAGGUGACUGAUAGUGACAUGGAAGAAAGGGAAAUGGAUUUCAGAAAGAUGAAGUCCUCAGUACAUUCAGAAGAGGAUGAUUUUGUGCCAGAGCUCCAUAGGAAUGUUCAUCCCCGUGAGCGGCCUGAUUGGGAAGAAGCUCUUAGUGCAAUGGCAAGAGGAGCAGAUGUCCCAGAUAUUCCUGGAGAAUCUCUUAAGACAUGUGGCAGUACAGCAAGUAUGAAAGUUAAACAAAUGAAAAAAUCCACCAAUCCUGGACUUAUGGGCUGUGACAACAUUCACAGGUUGCCCUUUACUAAAGGUCACUUUCCGAAGAUGGCAGAAUGUGCACAUUUCCAUUAUGAGAAUGUGGAGUUUGGCAGUGUACAGCUUUCACUCUCAGAGGAGCAGAAUGAAGUCAUGAAAAAUGGCUGUGAAUCCAAGGAGCUGGUCUACCUCGUACAGAUUGCUUGUCAGGGUAAAAGCUGGAUUGUGAAGCGAAGUUAUGAAGAUUUCCGAGUACUUGAUAAACAUCUCCAUCUAUGUAUUUAUGACAGACGCUUUUCCCAGCUCUCUGAACUUCCCCGUUCUGACACUUUGAAGGACAGUUCAGAGUUGGUCACUCAGAUGCUUGUGGCUUACCUGUCACGCCUCUCAGCCAUUGCAGGGAACAAGAUCAAUUGUGGACCUGCUCUUACCUGGAUGGAGAUUGAUAACAAAGGAAAUCACCUAUUAGUUCAUGAAGAAUCCUCAAUUAACACACCUGCUGUUGGUGCUGCCCAUGUUAUCAAGAGAUAUACUGCUCGUGCUCCUGAUGAAUUGUCUUUGGAGGUGGGAGACAUUGUGUCAGUUAUUGACAUGCCACCAAAAGUAUUGAGCACAUGGUGGAGAGGAAAGCAUGGAUUUCAGGUGGGACUCUUUCCUGGUCACUGUGUCGAGUUAAUUAACCAAAAAGUUCCUCAGUCAGUGACAAACUCAGUGCCAAAACCAGUAUCCAAAAAACACGGCAAACUUAUCACUUUCUUACGAACAUUCAUGAAGUCUCGUCCAACAAAACAGAAACUGAAGCAGCGGGGAAUUCUGAAAGAAAGGGUAUUUGGAUGUGACCUGGGGGAACACCUUCUGAAUUCUGGUUUUGAAGUGCCCCAGGUUCUUCAGAGCUGUACUGCAUUCAUUGAGAGAUAUGGAAUUGUGGAUGGAAUAUAUCGUCUUUCUGGCGUUGCCUCCAAUAUCCAGAGAUUACGACAUGAAUUUGACUCUGAACAUAUUCCCGACCUGACAAAAGAGCCUUAUGUUCAAGAUAUACAUUCAGUUGGUUCCCUUUGUAAGCUGUAUUUUCGAGAACUCCCAAACCCUCUACUCACUUACCAACUGUAUGAGAAAUUCUCAGAUGCAGUUUCUGCAGCAACAGAUGAAGAACGACUCAUAAAAAUUCAUGAUGUCAUCCAACAGCUCCCCCCUCCACAUUACAGAACACUGGAGUUCUUAAUGAGACACUUGUCCCUUCUAGCUGACUAUUGUUCCAUCACAAAUAUGCACGCCAAGAACCUAGCAAUUGUUUGGGCUCCAAAUCUUCUAAGGUCAAAACAGAUAGAAUCUGCCUGCUUUAGUGGGACAGCUGCCUUCAUGGAAGUGAGAAUUCAGUCAGUGGUGGUCGAAUUUAUUCUUAAUCAUGUGGAUGUUCUCUUCAGCUGCAAAAUUAGCGCAGUCAUUCAGGAUGGGGCAGCUUCUCUUUCGAGGCCCAAGUCCCUGCUGGUGUCCUCUCCAUCCACCAAACUACUGACGUUGGAGGAAGCCCAGGCACGAACACAAGCUCAGGUCAAUUCUCCAACUAUGCCCGACAACAAAUAUAUCGAAGUGGGAGAAGGGCCUGCUGCACUUCAAGGAAAAUUCCACACUAUAAUUGAGUUCCCUCUUGAAAGGAAAAGACCCCCAAACAAAAUGAAGAAAUCUCCUGUGGGCAGUUGGCGUUCCUUUUUCAAUUUAGGGAAAUCGUCAUCUGUUUCAAAGCGGAAACUUCAGCGUAAUGAGAGUGAGCCUUCAGAGAUGAAGACCAUAGCUCUGAAAGGGAGCAGGGCAGAAGGGACCCUUCGCUCGGCUAAAAGUGAAGAGUCUCUUACCUCUCUCCAUGCAGUUGAUGGUGACUCUAAACUCUUCCGACCCAGGAGACCCCGGUCUAGCAGUGAUGCAUUGUCUGCCUCUUUUAAUGGAGAAAUGCUUGGAAACCGCUGUAAUUCCUAUGAUAAUCUGCCCCAUGAUAAUGAAAGUGAAGAAGAAGAAGGACUCUUACAUAUUCCAGCCCUCAUGUCCCCUCAUUUGGCUGAGGAUGUUGACUUAAGCCCACCAGACAUUGGAGUAGCCAGCUUGGAUUUUGAUCCCAUGUCAUUUCAGUGUAGUCCUCCCAAGUCUGAAUCUGAGUGCUUGGAAAGUACUGCCUCCAUCUUAGAUUCACUGGGAUUUCCCAAGGAUAAGCCAAGCACCAGUAAAAAGGAAACAGAGGCAGGGAGUCAGUCUCAGACUCCAGGCAGUACUACCAGUUCUGAACCUGUCUCUCCACUUCAGGAGAAAUUAAGUCCAUUCUUUACCCUGGACCUAAGCCCAACUGAAGACAAAGCAUCCAAGCCAUCCUCAUUCACAGAGAAGGUUGUUUAUGCUUUUUCUCCAAAAAUAGGACGGAAAUUAAGUAAAUCACCCUCUAUCAACAUAUCAGAGCCAAUCUCUGUGACCGUUCCCAGUCGGGUGUCAGAAGUCAUUGGUACAGUUCCAAACUCAGCAUCACAGAAUGCAUCUUCCCCAACCUGGAACAAGGGCUUUGGAGAAAGUGACAUCAUCAAUAGGUCCCCCACUCAGGUAGUAACGAUGAGAACAACUGAGACAGAUUCCCGAGAAGUAUGCCAGCCCGAAGUCCAGCCCUUGGACCAGACAGCUGCUGAGGCAGGACUGCCAGGGAAGGUGGAACAGGCCAUCUCUAGCAGUCAGAGUAAGGCUGUACCUUCUGGACAGGCUCAGACAGGAGCAGUUGCCCAUGACUCCCCUCAGGAUCUCGUUCCUGUCAGUUCAGUCUCUCUUAUCCCACCACCACCGCCUCCAAAAAAUGCCGCGCGCAUGUUGGCCUUAGCAUUGGCCGAGUCUGCACAGCAAGCUUCCACUCAGUCAUUGAGGAGACCAGGAAAUUCUCAUACUGGUUGUCCAAAUCAUGGAGACACUACAGUGGCGAUGCCUGAAGAUAAACAGUCCAGUUCUUUUAUUAGUUUUCCUUUAGAUAAGACCUGUUUCCAUGCUGGGAUGCCAUCAGAACAGCUUCACCUCCAAAACACUACAUCUGGAAAUUAUGACCAGCUUAAACUGGGUAUAGCAGUAACUGAGGACCACUGCAAGUCAAUUCCAGUUGAAUCUGGGGAACAGCCAUACCACUCAGUUGAUUCACCAGGGAAUCAGGCCCAUAUGACCUGUUUUCCUGGCGACCCAGAAAAGGCUGAAAUUCCCAUGACAACAUUAGUGGAUUCAGACAAGACUGAUAGUCAUGUUAUUUUGCAUGAGAAUCCAGUGAAGACCAGUAUUCAAACUGUUUCCUUUGGGAACCAAGAUGAACCCCAUAUCCACUUUUCCAGUGGAGACCAGCUUCUUUCCUCUCUGGAUACAUCUGUAGAUAAAUCACAGUUUUCCUCAGAACCUGAAGAAAAGGUAACCCCACCUUUCAGUUUGCCUAUGGACAAAAUCCACUCUCCUCCUGGGUCCCCUCUAGACAGAGCGAGUCCAGCUCCAACAACUUACAUGACAGCUACUCCAGCACCAAGUGAAAUAAACACCAGGGAAGCUAGCUGGGAUAUGAUUAGCCAGCCUGUAUCUUCUGCUGACCUUGUCACUACCCUUCAGCGCACCCACAGAGCUAAUCGUCCUCCUCUAUCCCAUUCUUCUCAGAGACCAGCAGAGCAGCCACUAGUGGUGGGACAGGUACCAGCAGCAGCCAGUGUAGGACUAAGUGAUUCCCACAAGGUUCAUGGAGUAGCUUCAGCUCCAGAGAAGCCACCUGAGCCCAGAGGAGCAGAAUUAUCCUCCAUCUUUACCUGCGAUGGUAGCACAACCAGUCGAUGUGCCUCCUAUGCUUCUGCUGUCCCCCCAGGCCUUCCUGAAAAGGUCUGGGAGGGUACAAGGGCUCCCCUUCUCCACCUGCGUUCUGGGUCUGCUCCUGUGCACGCCUCCCAAGGCUUCACCCUGCCAGUCCCACCCAUGAGGACUAUGGAUAGUAAGAUUGCUACGGCCAUACACUCCAGUAAUACAGAUGCAGCCAGUAUUUCAAAUUAUCAUUCCUUCAUCAUCGCUUCGUCAGCUUCCAUGGAUGAUGCUUUGCCUCCCCCACCACCUAUCCCUCAGCCUAAGCAUGCCUCUCAGAAAACACCUUACCCUUCUUAUAUGAGGCCUGAUAUCACAACCGACUCUGUUGGGGCAGAAAAUUGUUUGCAUCUUGGCUUGGCUUCAGCCUGUCAGUACCGUCCGCAGAGUGUUCCCCCACACCAUCAUAAACCUGAGCAGCACCAAGUCUAUGGUUCCAGAUCAGAGACACCAAGUUGCAUGGGUCCCCGCUAUAAUACAUAUAUACCCCCUGGGAAAAAUGCAUCCGGGUACCAUUCCAAGCCCUGUAGCCGGGUUGAGUAUGUGUCUUCUGUGAGCCCAUCCCUUCGGAGUGCUUGUUAUCCUGAGGACAUUCCUCCGUACCCCACUAUUCGCAGAGUACAGUCCCUGCAUGCCCCUCCAUCUUCUAUGAUCCGCUCUGUCCCCAUUUCUCGGACAGAAGUACCCCCAGAUGAUGAGCCAUCCUAUUGCCCAAGACCCCUUUACCAAUAUAAGCCAUAUCAGUCCUCACAGGCCCGUUCAGAUUACCAUGUAACUCAGCUACAGCCUUACUUCGAGAAUGGCAGAGUUCAUUACCGGUACAGUCCUUACUCCAGUUCUUCUGGUCCCUAUUACAGUUCAGAUGGGGCCUUCUAUGAUGUGGAUGCUUAUAGCACGGUACAGUUGAGGCCACUGCAUCGCAUGCCCAACCGCGAUUUCAGUUUCUACAAUCCUAGGCUCCAGGGAAAGAAUUUGUACCGUUACCCUGGUUUGCCCCCUCGUGCCCAGGGUAACAUUGUUGGCUACCUUUCUGGGAAUGAACACAAUCUUAUCAAUGUGACUUCAGCAGCUGAUGUGAAACAUAUGUAUACUUCAUGGGACCUGGAAGACAUGGAAAAAUACCGCAUGCAGUCCAUCCGACGGGAAAGCCGAGCACGACAAAAGGUUAAAGGGCCAGUUAUGUCCCAGUAUGACAACAUGGCCCCGGCUAUGCAGGAUGACAUGGGUGGAAUUUAUGUCAUCCAUCUACGGAGCAAAUCAGAUCCUGGGAAAACUGGACUUCUUUCAGUGGCAGAAGGGAAGGAAGGGAGAUAUCCCACCAAGGCAGUUACCCCAGAGGGAGAUGACCGCUUCUAUAAAAAGCAUCCUGAGCCAGAGUUAGACAGAGCCCAUUACCAUGGUGGCUAUGGCAAUGGGCAGUCAGAGAAGCCAUCUCUCCCUCUGAAGCAAAGCAGCCUCAGGAACAGAAAAAUUCAUGACAUGGGCUCCAAUCCCUCUGAACAUAGGGCACACCAGGAAGUAAGCCAUAGGCAGUUAUGUGAAUCAAAAAAUGGGCCUCCUUAUCCCCCAGGAACUGGCCAGUUAGAUUAUGGGCCCAAAGGCAUCCCAGACACUUCUGAACCAGUUAGCUAUCAUCCUGCUGGAGGGAAAUAUAGUACAGUGAGCCAGGAGACUUUGAGACUAAAUCACAAAGAAGUGAGGCCCGCUGAAGACCUGGAGCGGCCACGUAUGCGGCAGCCCCAUGCCCCAGAGAAACUCUCAAGAGACUGCUAUAAGGAAGAUGAGCAUCCCAUUCAGUCAGCUCCCCCACCUAAGCCAGAGCGGAGUCACAGCCUGAAACUCCAUCAUACACAAAGUAUGGAGAGGGACCCCAGUCUCCUGUACCAGUACCAAAUGCAUGGCAAACGCCAAAGCAACAUGACUGUAUUAUCUCAGUAUGAGAAUUUGGAUGAUUAUCACCCCAUGCCUCAGCACCAGCGGGGAGGUUUUGGAGGAGGAGGAGGAGGAAUGGGUACAUUCAUACCUCCUGGCUUUCCCCAUCCACAAAAUAGGACAUAUGCCACAGCUCUGGGUCAAGGGGCUUUUCUUUCCACAGAGUUGUCCUUGCAGAAUCCUGAAACACAGAUCCAUGCAGAAUGAGCCCUGGGAACAAUAGAGUUAAAGCAGCCUCUGCUGGACAGUGGACUGUUUUAUUUUUUCAAUGACCAAAAAGAUUAAAAAAUAAACAAAAAAUUAAAAAAAAACAACCAAAAUAUCCCAGUAAGAAAAGGAAAAAAAUUAUCAUCUUCUCUCCCUUCUUAUCACAUCCCCCAUCCACAGACUCUGUUGUGUGUCUCAUUUAAAGGAAGCCUGAAUGAUUUUGGAGAGCUUCAUUUUGAAUAUAUAUCUAAGUCAUUUUGUCACAGACCAAAUUCACCAGAGAAGGCAAAUUUAGAUUGAGAUUGGGAGCUGCUGCUGCUUUUAAGUAAAAUUAACAUUGUCUUUUUUUUUUUCUUGGUACCUAGUUUACAUAGUAUGGAGAAAUCUAUGUUAAUUGCUAGUAGGAUUUUACUUCUGUUUUAGGUUCCUACUUAACUUACCCCCAGUAAAUACUGAGUGACAUUCCCAGAAUAUCAGAUCAUUCUCACCUAAAUCACCCCUCUCUUCUAAGAGUCAGGUAUACUAAAUUAAAGUCAGAAAAUUAUUAAUACUUUAAUUAGGAAACACAGUUAUUAUUAAGUUAAAGCAUUUAAAAAAUGAAAUUAAUUGUCCCCUCUGCCUGAGAGCAUUUAAAAAAAUGUGUUAUUGUUCUCAGCACCCCAUGAAAGUUAUUUUUUCACAGUUGCGUUAAUAACCUUGCGUAAAUGCAAAAAGGAUUUUUUCAUUAGAAUAACAAUGAAACUUCUAAAUGAAAGAAGAAAAAAAUCCUGUUACUGUGGCUUAGCAUCAGAAACUGUCAUUUCUUUUAAUAUGCUUAUUACCACUGAGUUUUUAUAAAAGAUCCUGGUAAAUUAUAAUUUCUAGUAUAAACAUUUCAUAUCACUGUCAUGAAAAAUACAGCAGCAUGGUUUGGCUGGACAAACAGAACAUGCGCUAAUUUACAAACUUACUUUGUGAUGAUUUUUUGUUUCUAAACCAGAGUGCAGGUUACCUGGGAAUUCUUAAUGUAGGUACCAGUUAUUUAUGGGAACAUGUAAGCUAUUAUAAUAACUACGUAGUACACUGUACCAUAUCAUCAUACAGUGGAACCCCGUGCAGUUACCAUGUUAAGUACUGAGUAAAUACAUGUUCUUCAUUUACUGUGUAUUUAGUGUGAUCACUGUUUUAUUGUAAUUGUCAUUCACACCAGCAUUUCAGGUACAUCACUUUGUAACUCUGUAGAAAUGUUAUGUAUAUUUAGUACCCGAGACUUUGUUUUUAAUAACUCACAUGAAUUCCUUAUUACAAUAGGAAUAAGACAGUUCUUUCCAGCCAAGUAGUUUUCUUUUUCUAUAUUCCCUCUCAUCACAGCUAUACCAGAUUAGCAGUGCUGUUGUCUAUUUCUAAAAGGCUAUAGUUUGACAUUUCAUUAUACAAGACUUACUAAUGCUUGAGUUUUAGGCAUUAACAUCUUUAAAAUGCUCAAUUUGGUGAAGACAGUUGGAGAAUCUCAAUUUAGUGGAUGAGAAUUUCUCUGACUUUUUUUUUUAAACUCAGAGUGAGUUUCAUUCAGUGAAAAAAGAAAAAGCAAACAAGUGUUCAUGAGGCUGAAAUCAUGCUGCUAUCAUUGCUGUGAAACCACAAAUACUAGGGCUCACAUCAUUUCAUCUUUGAUCCAGAACAUCAUGUCAUUGCUAUUUUCAGUGAUUAAGUAACAAAAUAAUUAUUAACCAUCACGUCAAAAAAGAACCAUCUUUUUUGGGGGGGGUCACCAUCUCUAAAGUUUUUUUUGGUCUCCCAGCUUUGGUCAUAGCUACUUCAACAGCAGUGGUCUAAAUAUUCAUUUAGGGGUAUGUCUACAGUAGAAAUUGGGAAGCAACUGAUAUUUUUUUUUGCAUGUAAUUGGCCUACAUAUAGGUUUUAUAAAAUGCACAGAUCCAAUUAGUAUAAAAAAAUCAUUACCUUUAUAAUAAUCAGUAAUCAUUUAUUAAGCACCAGCAAUGUCCCAGGCACUGAUAGGUACUGGGAAUAUACAUUCAAAGAAUGAAACAAUCCCUAUUCUCAAAGUAUAUUCUAACAAUAAGAAAUUUAAUAGCAUAUUCCCACAUGACUUGAAGUAUUUGAUGCAUCUACCAGUGAUCUAGAUUUCAGUUUUCAUCACUGAGAAUUUCUUAACCCUGGCUUUCCCUUGACUAUCAUCAGAUCAAUAGAGCAGUCCAGUUGACCCAUUGGCAAUACCAAAUUGAUACCUCAUCAAUAACUUGAUGAUUGGAGGGAAGGGAAGAAAGGGAUAGGGGGACUAUUACAAAGUAGGUUUGCAUGAUUAGUAGUAAUUGUAUGCCUUUGGAGGAAAUGAUUGAAGAAAAGCCUGCUUAAUCAAUUUUUUUUACGUAUGCACAUUUUCCACCCCUGAAUCAUAAAACUAGGAAAGACAAAAUGCUAAAGUUUUUCCUUGGAGAAAUUCCUAACUAGAAGCCUACAGAUAAAUAGCUUGAUAUAGAUAAUGGCUCAAAGGAACAUUAAACUUGUCAAAACUAUGAACUCUGGACAGAGUCUACAGUUGUUUUCUCUAAUGCAGACACAGCCUUAAUUAUGUAUUCAGUUAUUUGAAGAAGAACUUUGCAUGGUCUCUUUCUUGCUAAUACUAUGGGGUAGAAUUUGGAUGGCAAAUCACUGUGAGCCAAGUUACCUCAGCAUAAGUCAUCAUGGGUGUGACUUCACAAACCUAGAAAUGACAUUGAAGUUAAUAUUUUUAAUUUUGACAUGGGGCAUCAUCAUCGACAAAAAUGGAGCUGCCUUAUGCAUUGAACCCAUCAUCUAGUUCUUUUAUUCUUUUACUAACUAAAUCUCUAGUAUUUUAUCCUUUUUGGCUAAAUUUGUAGUUUACUCCAUUUGAUUUGGCUAACAAAUUUUCUCAGUGUCUUACUGCAGAAUUUUCAUACAGUCUCAAAGGUGCCAUUUUGUUUUUUGUUCCUUUCAUCUGAGCCUAAUUUCAUGUUGUGUUUGGUUUCCAUUUAAACAUGCAAGUUCCCCAAGAUUGUCCUGAGAAUGUUCCAUACAUCUCUUCCCAUAUCCCUCCACAUUUCCCAUAAAGCAAGGUAUUUUGUGAAAAAAAGUUAGGGUCAGGUUGGAAAUACAUAGAUGACAGAAAAUGUGCUUCUUUGAAGAGAGAACACUUGUAUGACUUGAAAGAAUGGGGAAGAAAGAGCAAGACAUUUCAUCUUUUGGGUGGCAAUUUGGUAUACAGUUUAGCCAACUUAAAAUGCAUUAUUCCUCUUUGGUUACAGAAGGAACAAGUAGAUCCACCCUUUGCAUCCUUCUGUAUCCCCACCCCUAUUUAUUGCUCAUCCCAUUAGUAUGUUGGCAAAGCAUUGUGUAAGGAAACACGUGUAAGGAAAUAAUAGUGAAAGUAAAAGAAUGUUUGAAAGCUAUUUCAGAAAGGAUUAGAGGCAUGUGAUUUUCGGUCCCGAGUGCUACAGGAGUGUCAGGUAUGAUAAAUUUUAACUGUGUGCAUGAAAAUGCCAGUGCGUAAGGUAGGCAAGGGGGAGGGAAAGAGUCCCCUUCUCCCCCAACACCUGGUUUGUAUUUUCAUGGUCAAAGAAUGAGAUAAGGUUGUUUUGAAGUUUAUGUUAUGCAGUAGAAAACUUGAUUCUUCAACCAUGACCCGCAUGAUAAGUGUCCUAGAAAGUUUUGAAUCACACUUCUGAGUUCUUUUAAUUUUAAUUUAUAUAAUGUCUUAUUUUUAUGUUUUAAUAUUUUUGUGAACUGGUGUAAAAUAUAUAUGCUGAGAAGCUCAUGUAUUUUUUUGUAAAUAAUUUUGUGGCUUAUUCUUUGCCCCAUAUGUAAAUAUUUAGAUUACCAUUUUCUUCCAACCUUGUAUAAAGCUGAUGUGGGGUUCUGGUUUUGGUUUGGGGGGAGGGGUUUUUAUACUGUAAUGGGAAAAUCGAGAUUGAGAUGUCUUGUGGUUUAAAUCAAAUGUCCCACUGAGGUCACUUCAAGUAUACAAGUCAACAGAAAUAAUUCAGGUUAAAAACAGA